GAAGAAGGGAGGAAGUGGAUCUGAGGACCUGAGGGGUGGAGAGCUGCCAGAGAUCUCUGCUAAAGGCCAGAGUAUGUGUGUGAUGCUGCAUGGGAGACAGUGACAGAGACCCCCCUGCGCAGUGUGGGAAGCUGAGUGAAAUCCUGCCAGCACCAUUCCUACUCACCAGCUCAGCACUGAAGGGAGACCUGCGCUCCCAAACAAGUUUCCUGUCUCACAUCUCAGUAGUGAUUCAGUCUUACAGCUCAGUAAUUCAGGUGCACUCUGAUGUGUGGAAGAUCUAUACAUUCCUUGCUGGUGCCAUAGAGAAGCCCUGUCUGAGAAACACCCUCUGAGUGACAGUAACAAGACUUACACAGAGUGGGGAGUCACCUUCCCUUAUACUGGCAGAGAUCACAUUGCGAACUAUUUGAGCUCAAGCAAAGGUCAAAUGAAAAAAAGAAAUAAGAGAAAAAUUGACAAAUUUUCAUGGAACUCCCAAUCAGAAGGGGACAAAAGAAUUGCAGAUCUGCUGUCUACUGAUCCAAAUGGAGAAAAGAGGGACAAAAAAAUUGCGGAUCUGCUGUUUACUGAUCCAAACAGAAAAAAGAGCCAAAUGAUAAAAAAUAACAGAAAAAUCGACAAAUUUUCAUGGAACUCCCAGUCAGAAGGGGACAAAAAAAUUGCGGAUCUGCUGUCUACUGAUCCAAAGGGUGAAAAGAUCCAAAUGAUAAAAAGAAAUAACAGAAAAAUCAACAAUUUUUCAAGGAAAUCAGAAGGUACCAUUGGUAUAGCGCAUAAACUGAAGGGGCUUUUCCUUUUUAUGAGAGACAUAACAUGGCUUUUAUGUUUUCUUAUUGCAUCUUCACAUGUGGUAGUCGCGGAAACUGCCUUCACAAAGCAACUCUCAGUGGCUGUGUCCUCUGAUAUCGAGCUCUGUGGUCUGAACUGUGACAAGAGCGGUAUGUACACUCUGGAUCGGGCAGUUGGUGACCCUAUUCUGGAUUAUUUUUGCCCAGAAAAAUCUAUUUUCUACCAUGACUUCAACAGAGAGCGCCUGCGAGUGAAUGUAUCCACUGGCUGCUGCAUCAUCAAAAAUGCUCUGAAGAAUGAUACUGGUAACUACCAAUUGAUGUUUCACGGCAUAAAGAAGGAGGUGUGGGUCCAGGAAACAUCAUGCUUGGUUAUGGAUCCAGUCUCUGUGUCCAACAUAACUUCUAACCUUGAUGAAUCAGGGAUGAAAACGAUUCUGAGUGUUUCCUACAGUGGGGAAGAGGCGACAGUUGUGUGGGCAUGGAACGGGGGAGCCCUGCCUGAGAGACACCAGCUGAGUGACAGUAACAAGACUCUCACUGUACCCAGUACUGACACCGGCACAUUCACCGCCCAUGUCUCCAACCCAGUCAGUGACGAGAUAAUUGAGUGUUUCUUCGAACCACUAGAGGAGGAAGGAUUCCUUCGUGUAUUACGUGAGAGAAAGUUGGAAAUUGGAAUUUGCGCUGCACUGACGAUAGUUAAUGGAAUGGCUGCCGUGGCUCUCGUGGCUAUCAAGGGUGCAGCAAGGAAAAAAUUUGAAAGGUUAAAGCGUAAGGCAGCAAAUGAAAACUCGGCAACUGCUGAAAGUCUUGUGAGCCAACAUUCCUGCGCAGUUUCAGUUGAUGGUCCAACUAAGGAAAAAUCAGAUAUGUUUCCGUGAUUUACCAAAGAAGUUCUGUUUGUUCAUAGGGUGAACCUUGACCUGCUAAUCUUAAUACAUUAGAUUAAUUCUUAAUUCUAAUAAAUAAUCAUUAGGUAAUUAGGCAACAGAAGUAAGUUCAUAUAAGUAUGUGUCUCUCUGUCCUUUUUAUAACUGCCACUCCUAUAAUCCCUCCUGUUCAGAUCAUUCUGUACAUGAAUAAGAGAAAUAUAUAAGAUCGUAUAGGUUGGGCAUUAAUAAGAGCAGAGAUGAUAGGAUUAACAUAAAAAUUGCUUGUUAUUACUAAUUAUAAUGCAUAGGGGAUUAUAUAUUUCAUAAUUGCAGAGAUAUAUAAUGGUUACAUAUAUCUAGUGGUUUACUUACAUUCACUUUCCUAUUAUAUACUAUGUGCUUAUGAUUAGUGAUGAGCAAAUCUGUCCAUUUUGCAAAACAACAGCAAAAUUCACCCCCCUUUUUUGAUGUGCCCACGCCCAUUUUGACGCGACCACGUCUAUUUUGACAUGCCCACGCCUAUUUUGACACGACCAGAUCUAUUUUGACAUGCCCACGCCUAUUUUGACACGACCACGUCUAUUUUGACAUGCCCACACCUAUUUUGACGUGACCACGCCUAUUUUGACACAACCACGCCUAUUUUGACACGACCAUGCCUAUUUAGACACGACCACGCCUAUUUCGACACGACCACACCUAUUUUGACAAGACCAUGCAUAUUUUGACACGACCACGCCUAUUUUGACGCGACCACACCUAGUUUGACACGCCCACGCCUAUUUUGACACACCCACACCUAGUUUGACACGCCCAUGCCUAUUUUGACACGCCCACACCUGUUUUGACCAGACCAUGCCUGUUUUGACACGACCACGCCUAUUUUGACGCAACCACACCUAGUUUGACACGCCCACACCUAAUUUGACAAGACCAUGCCUAUUUUGACACGACCAUGCCUAUUUUGACACAACCACACCUAGUUUGACACGCCCACACCUAUUUUGACAAGACCAUGCCUAUUUUGACACGACCACACCUAUUUUGACGCAACCACAUCUAGUUUGACACGCCCACACCUAUUUUGACAAGAUCAUGCCUAUUUUGACACGACCACGCCUAUUUUGACGCAACCACACGUAGUUUGACACGCCCACACCUAGUUUGACAAGACCAUGCCUAUUUUUACACGGCCACAGCUAUUUUGACGCGACCACACCUAGUUUGACGAGACCACAACUUUUUUUGACACACAAUGAAUUUUACAGCAGCAAAUUUUCUCAGAAGUUUCACGAAACAAUUCGGCAAUGGCGAAAUGCGGAAAUUCACUGAGAAUCUAUGCCUGGCAAAAAAAUUUGCUCAUCACUACCUAUUCUCUUUUUAUAAAUAAUCAUUAGGUAAUUAGGCAACAGAAGUAAGUUCAUAUAAGUAUGUGCCUCUCUGUCCUUUUUAUAAUUGCCACUCCUAUAAUCCCUCCUGUCCAGAUCAUUCUGUACAUGAAUAAGAGAAAUAUAUAAGAUCGUAUAGGUUGGGCAUUAAUAAGAGCAGAGAUGAUAGGAUUAACAUAAAAAUUGCUCGUUAUUACUAACUAUAAUGCAUAGGGGAUUAUAUAUAUGAUUCCAGAGAUUUGUAAUGGUUACAUACAGUAUAUCUAGUGUUUUACUGGCUUUCAUUUUCCUAUUAUAUACUGUGUGCCUGUGUUUACUUAAAUCAAAAUAAAUUUUGUUUCAAAAAUU
Messenger RNA from Xenopus tropicalis (tropical clawed frog), 3402 nucleotides. RefSeq lists its product as uncharacterized. The transcript has 14 exons. NCBI's taxonomy places the organism in Eukaryota, Metazoa, Chordata, Amphibia, Anura, Pipidae. The record is from RefSeq and is a predicted model, not a curated record. The coding region runs from base 431 to 1675 and encodes 414 amino acids.